AUGCCAGGCACAGCAAGGACGAUGGAGCCGAAGCGCAAGGUGACUCCUCCGUCACCUUCUUACAUGACAGACGAGCAGUUCGGUCUUCGGUCAAACCGAGUCGCCAGGCCUGGAGGUGCAAGACCUCAACCAGCCGGUGCUCGUCCAGUUCCUAGCCGCUCGAGUUUGCACCGACAUAGUACGGGCCGAUUCACGCAUGAUCUUGCUUCUCCUGCCGAGAGCGCACCACCUAUUCUCGACCGUAAGGACUCGAAAAGUCCUAGUGUUGCUGGUGGCAGUCUUGCCUCUAGAUACUCUACCAUCAGCAGAAAAAGCCCAGAUUACUAUCCAACUUCAGCUACAAACCCUUUGAGGCCAUCCGACGUUGUUCCCUCAGCCACAUACAUGGAACGAGGUCAAAGAUGGAUGGAGAAGGAAGAGGCAAGCUCAUUGCGCGACGCAAUGGAGGAGAUGGACAUAAGGAAGAGUACAAAAUCGCCUGUUCAGGAGACACCUGAGGAUGAUACUCGUCUAUAUAAUGCUGCUCUCGAUGAAGCUGCUGAGCUUGUCUGGCAACAUCAGCAUGGGACGCCUUCUCCCCGUCCCGAAGGGCCCUACCGCUAUAAGCCACAUCUCAGAAAGAAUAGCUACGCCCAUGCUCGUACUGCUAGUGUCGGUGGUACGCGAUCAUGCUCAGGCAGUUCUUCGGAUGGUGAAGGCGUCGAACGUGAAAGCCGACCUGAGUUAGAGCAGAGGCAGCCAAGCAUACAGCCAGAUCACAAACACAAGACAUACGGCAGUAUUGGUCGUUCAGGCAAGGCUCCAGAGCAGAGACGCCAGGGAAGUCUGAAAAGAAACAUUAGCGGGGAAGUAGGGCGUCCCUUUUCUGGAGAUCAGAUUUGGGAAGAGCCUGAAGUCUCAACUUCUGAUAACAUGAGCUUUUCUGGUCGUGCAUCACCCGAGAAGCUUGGCAACCGAGCUCAGGCGGCCACAAACCGAGUCCGCUUUGAUCCAACCCGGGAAAAAGAAGAAAAGGCCAAGCCCCUUGAGCGAGUUGAAAUACACCGCAAUCCUCCCACACGCUCUCGCAAUCCUCUCUAUACAAGAAACCUCUCCAACGACGGCUCCGUCUCUGUCGAUGACAAGGUAGAGAGAAAGAACGGCAUGGAAGUUCGGAGUCAGGACAUUCGCGCGGCCACGAGCAUGCGCUUGAAAGAUCGCAGCCCAAACCUCCCGGAACCCACAGCCGUCAGUGACAGUCCGGGACGGCCCAUUGUAAGCUUCGACGCCAACUGGAAAGCCCCGGACGAGUCCACUGAUACCACCCCAGACCGGUCGCUUCCGGCAACCCCCAGCAGGUCCUCCUCCUCCUUCGCCCAGCCGGAGAAACCCAUGGCGGUACCUAGUAUCGUUGUGGCGGAGGAAAGUUCGCCGAUGCCCAGGGCGCCAACGGGAACGAAAAUCCCGUCGAUCUGCAUAGACGAGACAUCCCAUAACCCUAGAGGCUCCGUACCAUCGAUCAGCGUCCCCGAUAUUGCUAUCAAUGAGGCUCCGGGUAAGGGAGGCAGCAUUCCUGCAAUCAUAGCCCCUGACGACAAAAGGAAUUUAACCUCCCGUCCGCUACCUGAUCCCGAUGUUAGGGGAGCACCCCGUUCUGCUCAAAAGCCUCGUGGCCAUUGGUCCCCAGCCCCUGGCAGCAAUAGGCGAGCCGUCACGAUUUGCCAUGAAUGUGGCAUGCCCAUUGAAGGGCGUUUUGUGGCCCUGGCGGGAAGCAAUGAACGAUUCCAUCCGCAGUGUUUCAGCUGCUAUACUUGUGGUACUAACCUACAGGCGAUGGAAAUUAGCCAUGAGCCUGAUCAUCUUCGUCAGGAGCGGCUUGAUCGCAUCAGACGUCGCGCGGCUGGCGAGAUGCUCGAAGAGGAGCCGGGCAAAACGAUGUCCGAAGACGGAGAUGAGCGUCUGCGAUUCUUUUGUCACCUCGAUUGGCAUGAGCUGUUUGCGCCGCGUUGCAAGCACUGCCAGACCCCUAUUCUCGGUGAACACAUAGUAGCUCUUGGAGCUCACUGGCACUAUGGACACUUCUUCUGUGCCGAAUGUGGUGACCCAUUCGACCACGGCAUGACACAUAUCGAGAAGGAUGGCUAUGCGUGGUGUAUCAACUGCCAGACGAAGCGCACCGAACGACGAGCUCCGAAGUGCAGGAAAUGCCGUACAGCUGUCAUCGGACAGUAUAUCCAAGCGCUAGGCGGAGAGUGGCAUGAGCAUUGCUUCCGAUGCGCCGAGUGUCAGGGCGGUUUCGACGAUGGCCAAAUCUUCACUAAGCAUGUGCCCGAAGGCACUAUCGUGCUCUGUACUGGAUGCCGAGCUAUGGAACUCAAAGCGUAA
This is a messenger RNA of Fusarium musae, 2364 nucleotides long. RefSeq lists its product as uncharacterized. The record is from RefSeq and is a predicted model, not a curated record. NCBI's taxonomy places the organism in Eukaryota, Fungi, Ascomycota, Sordariomycetes, Hypocreales, Nectriaceae. The coding region runs from base 1 to 2364 and encodes 787 amino acids. The transcript is spliced from 2 exons.